UUAUAAUGAAGAGAGUGAAAUGUUAUGGACGAGUUAAAAAGAGUGUUGCCCUUGAAAAGCCAGUUGUCAAAGAUUUCUUUGGAGAAGAAGAUUACAAAACAUCGCUGUGGGACUUUGACUCUCUGAAGAAGGAUGAUAAAGAAAAAGAAAGUAAACCAGUUAAGAGAGCCGGGAGGAAAAAGAUGAGCAGCCAACGUUACUUUUUUCCAAGCUCACCUGAUAUGUUUACUUCCUCAUCUUGUGAUUCAAAAAUAAAAUUAACAAACAAAAAGGGGCAAAGAGCAAAAAAAGAAAAAAAUAACAAGAACAUUCCAGAGUCAAAUAAAAUAAAUUUGAGAAAAAGGCUAAGAGACAAAAAUAAUGAAAUUGAUAUUUAUGAUGCUGAAAUACAACCCAAAUGGUCAGAAAUUGAAGAUCAUGAUUUGUGUUUAGAAACAUAUAAGAGAUACGAAAAAUCAAACAUAAAAGGAACUUGA
This is a messenger RNA of Uloborus diversus, 476 nucleotides long. RefSeq lists its product as uncharacterized. Bases 6 to 476 code for a protein of 156 amino acids. The record is from RefSeq and is a predicted model, not a curated record. The transcript is spliced from 3 exons. NCBI's taxonomy places the organism in Eukaryota, Metazoa, Arthropoda, Arachnida, Araneae, Uloboridae.